AUGACGGUGACUGCCAAUGGCCACAGCUCAGCUGAGCCCCCGCUAGAUCACGAUUUCCACAAUGGCUGGGGCACGGUAUACUCAAACAGCGGCUUCAUGAAUGACGAUCGUGCCCGCCGUUUAUGGGAGGACUAUACCGUGAACCCUGCCAGGGUCGAAAAGCAGUACCAUAUUCUGCUGAAAGAGUAUACACAGCGUUUUCAGUCCUUUUUCCAGGGAUACUGGCCUAUUACCUUCCAUGCACAUGUCAGCGAUGUCCUUAAUCCGACAACUAUAGCAAGUCUCAUCCUUAACACGGCAUCGACAUGUCCAUUGGUUCUUGAAGAUCCGAAGUUAUCGCCAUUGCUCAAGGAUGAUCCUGAACCCGAGAAAGUUCAUCAAUUUGUUCGAGAGCUCUUGGGCUGGACAGAUUUACACAUCAUGACACCAAGAUUGGCCAUUGUCGAUGGGAUUUAUGGCAGCGCCUACGGGCCCCUGGCACACUCGUCGGAGGAAUGGGAGUACAAGAUCAUCGGAUCGGGUCCUCCAUCGUUCUCCAUAGCCCGCAGUGACUUUUCGUCAAGGGAUAAAUUAUUGAACAAGCUCCAUACCGCAAAACAAGAAGGCUGUAUCGCCGUAGUUUGCGACCUGGUAAAUGCGUCUGAUGGAUCCAUUCUUGCUCCCGAAUCCUUCCAUCUCCUGAAAUCCUGUUGCGACAAAGUACGCAUCUGCUUGCUCGUGGAUGAAGCCAUGACCGCCAUCCGAUGCGGAGCACCAUGGGCUUGCCAAAGAGAUGAGUAUUACGAAAAAGGAAACUGCCAGCCCGACUUGAUCUCUUUUGGCAAAGGUAUGGGCGUCAGCGGCAUUGCGGUCAACUUCAACGGCCUGAUGAUGCGACACCUCGCCUACCGGAAAGAGGACCAAAUCCUUCAAACGCUCAGAUUCUGGCGUGCCAUGGUCACCCGGCCCAUUGGUACACCUGUCUUAAUCGAAGCCUUGGGCAUUUUGAACGUGGCCGAAGCGGAAAACUGGCCGGCAAGAAGUGAGGAGAUUGGAAUUGCAUUUCGAGUGUUCAUCCGUCGCCACGCUAAACUUCACGGUCAAGCAAAGGUGGCCAUACAGGGCUUAGGCGCCUUCAUAACCGUGGAUCGUGAAUUUUCCAAACAGUUCCGCGUGAUGGCGGCAUUUCGACGGAAGAGCUCCUGGGCACGCUGGAUCCCAAAACUUAACAGCACUGCCGUUCUUGAUCAUGAUACCAUUGAGAGGUACUUGGUUGGUUCCUCUGCGAGGGCUCUUCGGGAGACGCUCUCCACUGAAGCGGAAAAGCAGGGUACAUCACCGCUGUGGUGUUGCGUUUGCGGGAUGGAUACCGUUGUGGAAGAUUGGUGUCGAACAUGUUACUUGGGGCAUUGUGGGAAUGAUGAUUGUGCUGAGGAGCUCGCCACACAUGAGUGUCUGUGA
Penicillium pulvis is the source of this 1440-nucleotide messenger RNA. RefSeq lists its product as uncharacterized. The coding region runs from base 1 to 1440 and encodes 479 amino acids. The transcript has 2 exons. The record is from RefSeq and is a predicted model, not a curated record. Lineage: Eukaryota; Fungi; Ascomycota; Eurotiomycetes; Eurotiales; Aspergillaceae. Gene Ontology annotation, molecular function: pyridoxal phosphate binding; transaminase activity.